AUGCAAAAGCUCACUAGGCAAGGUCCUUUCGAGUCUGCCAUACUGCGGUUCGAGAUCACCUUUCCUUCAGCGUAUCCGGAUGUGGCCCCUGUCGUAACAUUCUCUACCGAUGUCUUUCACCCGCUCGUUGUACCUCUGACCCAAUAUACCUUCAGCACCAGUGCACCCGAGUCCACUGGCACCGUCAGCGCAUCGGACGAGUAUCGUGUGCCGCCUGGCUCUUUCAGCCUGCGGCAUGGCUUCCCUCAGUGGUUCCGUCAUGGGACGAUAGCCCGUAGCAGUUUAGAAAACAAGUUUGAGCUCGAACCAACAGGAGCGCUAUCAGCAGAAAGUGCGGCUAGCGGGCAAGAAACGCUUACAGACACUUUAGACUCGCGAAAGAUCACGUUGCAGCUUCUGCAUCACAUCAAGCAGUCGUUCGAAGAUGCGGAAUUCUUAGACAACCUCCCAUUUGCAGUGGUGGGGAACCCUAGCGCGUGGCAUUCGUGGCGGGCUUAUCGUGGGCUUGCCAGAAGCCAGACUCGCGGUCGGAGUCUGGGAGACGACGAGCCGGCAGAAAAGCCUCCGUCAUCACCGAAGCAGAUGAGCGACUGGAACUGGGAUGGCGUUUGGGAAUCUCGAGUACGCAAUGGGAUCGAUUCCAGUAUCAGCGAAGCCGGUCUGUUUACCAAUCAGGGUCUGGUCAGGUUCGCGAAGCUCGACAAGGAGCAGCUCGAUGCGAUCCGCCAACAAAUUCGCGCAAGCUAG
This is a messenger RNA of Cyphellophora europaea CBS 101466, 747 nucleotides long. RefSeq lists its product as uncharacterized. The transcript has a single exon. The coding region runs from base 1 to 747 and encodes 248 amino acids. The record is from RefSeq and is a predicted model, not a curated record. NCBI's taxonomy places the organism in Eukaryota, Fungi, Ascomycota, Eurotiomycetes, Chaetothyriales, Cyphellophoraceae.